Messenger RNA from Sitodiplosis mosellana (orange wheat blossom midge), 771 nucleotides. RefSeq names its product putative gustatory receptor 2a. The coding region runs from base 1 to 771 and encodes 256 amino acids. Gene Ontology annotation, cellular component: membrane; dendrite; axon. Gene Ontology annotation, biological process: sensory perception of taste. The record is from RefSeq and is a predicted model, not a curated record. Lineage: Eukaryota; Metazoa; Arthropoda; Insecta; Diptera; Cecidomyiidae. The transcript has 5 exons.
AUGCGGUAUCAGCAAUUCGUUGCCUACGUUAAUUUACUCCGCGACCGUUAUGUAGCAAUCAAUGAAUACGUUAGUCAUUUGACCUUGCACAAACAUGAAGAUUCCAAGUACCUAGAAAAACCCGCGAAAAGGUAUUCAGCGCAGAAUUGGAAGCCAAGUUGGCACCGGAUAACAGAUCAUGAGCCUUUGAUUGUGAUGAAUAAACUGAAACAUCUUCAACGUACACAACGUUUGAUGGUUGAAGCCAAUAAAACUCUGCGCCAUCUGUUUAGUUGGUCGAUGCUUCUCAACGUAGCGAACGAUUUCCUCAAUGUUUUAAUCAACUUCUAUUGGCUGAUCCUUAAUAUCAUUGAUGUUGACUCGAAACUGCAGUUAAUUGGUGUAAUGUCGUGGGGAUUUUUCAAUAUCGCAAUGCUCAUUUUGGUAUCGAAGGCAUGCCAUUUUGCAUGCUAUGAGGGUAUCAAAUUUUCAGCGCUUGUACAAUCAAUUGAUCUGGCCAAUACAAGUCCCGAACUCGACUGCAUGGCUCUAAUGACACCAGCUCUACUUCAUAAGAUCAAUUUGAACGGUUGUGAUGAAAUAUUUUGUGAAAUGAUUUUGCAGUUUUCAUCGCAGUGCAUACAUCAAAAAGUCAAUUUCACGGCAUUUGGCUUAUUUUCAGUCGAUUUCUCCAUGAUUUUAAUGAUCACGGGAGCCAUCAUUACCUAUCUCAUAUUUUUGAUUCAAUUUGCAAUCUCCUUUAUGAAGCAACAGAAUAAAGUUCCAGCUUAG